AUGGACCGCAAAAACUCGAGCCCCCCUGAGAAUUGCCGGUUCGCCAUUCCGAAAAAGGGACGCUUGCACGAUAAAAUUCUACAGAUGCUUAAAGGUUCCGGUAUAGAAUUUCGGCGUGAACCUCGCCUUGACGUUGCCCUCUGUGUUGACUUGCCGAUCACGCUGGUCUUUCUGCCGGCGUCUGACAUUGCCAAAUAUGUUGGAGAGGGCAAUAUUGAUCUAGGCAUCACUGGCUUGGACAUUGUGAAGGAAAGUCAGGUCGAAGUGGACCACGUAAUGGACCUGGGAUUUGGAAAGUGCAAACUUUGUGUACAAGUACCUAGCGACGACAAUAUCACAGACGUCAGUACAUUGGCGGGUAAGCGCAUUGUUACUUCGUUUCCGGAACUUACUAAACAGUUUUUCCAGCCAUUUGACGAUGAACUCGGUGUUGAGACAAAGGUCAAGUUUGUUUCGGGUUCUGUCGAAGCAGCCUGUGGGCUCGGUUUAGCUGAUGGUAUUGUGGAUCUUGUGGAGACAGGAACAACGAUGCGGGCUGCCGGCCUUGAAGUUGUUGCCGAUAUUAUCUCGACCCAGGCCAUGCUGAUUGCUAACACGCAUACCAAGCACAUUGAUAUCAUCCACCUGAUAAAGCGUCGCUUAGAGGGGUACAUUACGGCCACAAAGUACGUUAUGCUAGUGUACAAUGUUUCGAACGAAUUGGUGGAGAGAGCGGUGGCGAUCACCCCUGGAAAGCGGUCACCGACUAUCACGGCUCUAGAUGACGGUAACUCCAAGGCGGUUUCCAGUCUUGUACUCGCCAAGGAGGUUAACCAAAAAAUGGAUGCUUUGCAUGAUAUCGGAGCUACAGAUAUCCUUGUGCUUGACAUUUCCAACUCCCGUAUGUAA
Phaeodactylum tricornutum CCAP 1055/1 is the source of this 888-nucleotide messenger RNA. RefSeq lists its product with no specific name. The record is from RefSeq and is a predicted model, not a curated record. NCBI's taxonomy places the organism in Eukaryota, Bacillariophyta, Bacillariophyceae, Surirellales, Neidiaceae. Gene Ontology annotation, biological process: L-histidine biosynthetic process. Gene Ontology annotation, cellular component: cytoplasm. The transcript has 2 exons. Bases 1 to 888 code for a protein of 295 amino acids. Gene Ontology annotation, molecular function: magnesium ion binding; ATP phosphoribosyltransferase activity.